This is a messenger RNA of Sorex araneus (European shrew), 1850 nucleotides long. RefSeq names its product stomatin like 3 (gene STOML3). NCBI's taxonomy places the organism in Eukaryota, Metazoa, Chordata, Mammalia, Eulipotyphla, Soricidae. Bases 83 to 958 code for a protein of 291 amino acids. The record is from RefSeq and is a predicted model, not a curated record. The transcript is spliced from 7 exons. Gene Ontology annotation, cellular component: plasma membrane.
CUCACCCAGGUCACUGCCUGGGGUCCAGGCUGGCUCCAAACCCAUGAAAAUUUGCCAAGUAUAAAAGCUUCUCGAGAAUGAGAUGGAUCCUGGGUCAUCUACCCCCGAGAAACCAGACAAAGAAAAUUUAGUAGGCAUCAACAGCAAAGGCCUCGGUGUGUGCGGCUGGAUCCUGUUCUCCCUUUCCCUAUUGUUGAUGAUCAUUACCUUCCCCAUCUCCAUAUGGAUGUGCCUGAAGAUCAUUAAGGAGUAUGAACGUGCUGUUGUGUUCAGACUGGGACGCAUCCAAGCCAACAAGGCCAAAGGCCCAGGUUUGAUCUUGGUCCUGCCCUGCAUCGACGUGUUUGUCAAGGUUGAUCUCAGAACUGUUACUUGCAAUAUUCCUCCACAAGAGAUCCUCACCAGAGACUCUGUGACAACACAGGUGGACGGAGUCGUCUAUUACAGGAUCUACAGUGCCAUCUCAGCUGUGGCUAAUGUCAACGACGUGCACCAAGCCACAUUUCUGCUGGCUCAGACCACGCUGAGAAAUGUCUUAGGGACACAGACUUUGUCCCAGAUCUUAUCUGGCCGAGAAGAAAUUGCCCAUAGCAUCCAGACCUUACUCGAUGAUGCCACGGAGCUGUGGGGCAUCCGCGUGGCUCGUGUGGAAAUCAAGGACGUGCGGAUCCCAGUGCAGCUGCAGCGGUCCAUGGCCGCAGAGGCCGAGGCCACUCGCGAAGCCCGGGCCAGGGUCCUGGCCGCAGAGGGGGAAAUGAAUGCCUCCAAGUCUCUCAAGUCGGCCUCCAUGGUCUUGUCCGAGUCCCCCAUAGCUUUGCAGCUGCGCUACCUACAAACGUUGACCACUGUGGCCACCGAGAAGAAUUCCACGAUCGUGUUCCCUCUGCCCAUGAACAUACUGGAGGGCAUAGGUGGCAUCAGCUAUGAUAACUUCAAGAAGCUUCCUAACCGAGCUUGAGGGCCUCUGCCGCAGGUGACAAUAUUAGGGAGUUUGAUCUCUUUCCACGGAGAGACCAGCAGCUAGAAGUGUGGAGACUCAACACAAUUCGGGCAGAGCAGCUCCAUGCUAGUGUAGCAUUAGCAGGGAAUAAUGUGGUAGAGGCAUCCCCAAACUAAAAGAGAGCAGAAAUAAAGGCUGGAUGCUACUUCUCUAUUUAAGAACGAAAGUGACUUGGCAUGCUUAUUUCUAAUAAGACACGAAUAGCUGGUGGCUGAUGUGUAGCAGGAGCUUUCUUCGCCGUAGAUUUAAAUAAUUAUUUAAAUUAUUGGAAGUUCUUUGAAAUACUUUAGAUCAUGUAUCAAGUCCUAUAGAUCUCCUACUUAUUAUAGAUAUUGGCUUGAUUAUUUCAAAGUAAUGCCUUGAUGUCUCUAAUCAUUAUGAUGCCUCCCUUCCCCCAAUUUCCAGCCCCACCCCCACCUCCCUGCCAUCACAGCUUAAAGUUUGGGUGACAUGAGUUUGGGUGUUAGGCAAGACCUCAGGUCACUGAGACUCUUAGACUCCUAGUGCAGCCUAGCCACUCCACACCGCGCCCCCUCAGGGGCAGGCUGCACCCACUCUUGGCCUUUGCUUCCAUGCUGCUUGCCCUCAGCUGAAUGGUGACUCAUUCUUUGCCCCCAGCUCCUGUCUCCCAGGUGGGCUGAGGCCUAGGGAGGCAGCAGUGGACAGGCCUUUUAUUUGCAUCCUUGUGAGACAUCUAGCAACGUGUUUCCCUGGGACCUUCGACUUCUCACUGCUGUUAGUUCCAACAGCGCCGGUAACCAGAAUUGUUUGCACACUCUUAUCCCCUACCCAUGCUGUGGGGUAGGAACUCUGUUAGAAAUAAAGAAUUCAUAGAAUUGAAUAUGUUAAA